Guillardia theta CCMP2712 is the source of this 1356-nucleotide messenger RNA. RefSeq lists its product as hypothetical. Lineage: Eukaryota; Cryptophyceae; Pyrenomonadales; Geminigeraceae. The record is from RefSeq and is a predicted model, not a curated record. The transcript is spliced from 19 exons. Bases 47 to 1219 code for a protein of 390 amino acids.
AGGUGCCUCCUUUUGAAUAGUGAUUCUCCCGAUCAGAUCCUCAAGAAUGUCUGAUCAAGGGACCGUUGGAGUGUCAAAGAAAGAAAAAGUGAAGCAAUAUCUGGAAGCAUCGAUUCUUCCCUUUCUUUCCCAGGCACUCACAAAACUUUGUGCUGAAGAGCCGUCCGACCCUUUCGAGUGGCUGGGCCGCUACCUGAUCGAAAACAAUCCGCGCGCCACUCGAAAGUUCGAUCACAAAGAAGCAUUGGUCUUGAAAUUGGCUCAAGGAGAUUUCUUCGGCGAGAUAGCGUUGCUGCAUGGAAAACCGAGACAAGCUACUGUGAAGUCUGUUGGAUCAUCUACUCUUUUGGUUCUUUCUCGCGAUGCUUUCAACCGCCUUUGCGGAAGUCUCUUCGACAUUCUGCAAAGAAAUAUUGGAGAGUACAAGGAUGUGGAGUUUAUGGAAGAGGAGCCGGAGGAGCAUCUGGACGACUACGGCGGAGUCUCGGAGGAAGAAGAUUAUGAGGAGCCCCCGCCGCCUCCCGUCAACAUGCGGAGGGGAAGAAGAGAUACCGUCUACUUGGCCGCGACUAAGGUUGAGGAUGAUUGGAGACCUCCGGAAUUUCCCAAGACGGACGAGGAACGUGAUAGAAUACACAAAUACAUUGAAAAAACGGCUUUGCUGUCCUACCUCGAUCCAUCCUCCAAAGACUUGGUUGUCACAGCGGUGGAAAAGCUAGAAUUCGAUGACGGGCAAGACAUCAUUAGUCAAGGAGAUGAAGCUGAUUAUUAUUACAUCUUGGACUCCGGCAAGGCAGAUGUUUUGAUCGCAAAGCCGUUGGGCUCCGACCCUGUCAAGGUCAACGAGUAUGGGCCAGGAGGUUCCUUCGGCGAGCUUGCGCUGCUCCAUGGCGAUAAGCGAAUCGCCACCAUCCGCGCCACUGAGCACUGUGUGACGUGGGCCUUGCAACGUGACACCUUCAGAAAACUGAUGAUGCAGAGUGGAAAGCAAGCCUUGAACGAGAGGGUUCAGUUCCUCUCCAAGGUGAACAUCUUGAAGGAACUGGACCACUAUGAGAAGUUCAAGAUAGCAGAAGCCAUGCAGAUGAGAAAGGUGGAGGAUGACGAGGUCAUUGUGAAGGAGGGAGAACCAGGCAGCGAGUUCUUCAUCAUUCAGAGUGGAGAAUGCCACGUUUACAAGCAGGUGCUAGUUGAUGUCACUCAAUGCUUGCUCAAGUAGACAAUAUCUCGAGCUAGAGGCUGAUCCAGCAAAACUUUAAACAAAAUAUUAUGGUAUCUCGCGCAAGAGGCUGAUCCAGCAAACAUGGAUGAAUUACACACUGAUGUGUCAGUGUUGAACCAUAAAGCAUCGUUUAC